AAAGCCCUUCAGGAAUGCGCGUCAAUACCAGUGCCCGACCCGUGCUUUGCUUUAGUGGACGACUAUUGGAUGAGUUAUGUCUUAAACCAUAAAUUCAAUCGAAAACUCAGGAAAUUGUCGACAAAUGCGAGCGAAUUGAGGGAUGCGAUCGUCAGCCGGACUCAAGACUCGGAUGAAAUCGGUUUAGCGUUAUAUACGAGACCUGAAGUCAAACAAAACAAAAUCAAACUAUACAUCCAUCACAUGCUUCAGGGAUGGCCUGUUUGGGACAGCGAUCAGGAAAAUGAUAUCAAAUUGGAUGAAAAACGUGAGCAAUUAUUGGCUAAAAGUAAGCGUGAAUUUUGGGACAAAUUAUUCGUUGGAUUCAAUAUAUCGUCGGAAAUAAGCGAAGAAAGUGUCAGAGAUUUGGUGGAAAUGGGAGUGAAAUGCGUGAGAAUAGGCGCCGUAGGGUUAGGCGAUAAAGUGGACUAUGAGUUGAAGGGAUUUGUGGCCAAUAGAGACCUACAGAUGAGACAAUUGAAGACAACUAUAUCUCUAUUGAAAUCCAAUGGCAUUCGUGUUGUGCUAACCCUUUAUAGACAGUUGUCUUCUCCAGAGAUCUGGGAAUUCAUUGCAAAGAAUUUGUAUUCAGAGGAGAAUGUCGUCGGAUAUGAUCUCAUUAAUGAACCCUUCACUCCAUUGGAAGAACAAUACGAGUUCGUUGACAAUGAUCCUGGUUUAACUGAACUAAUGUCACGAUAUAUCGAAAUGAUUGAAUCCAUCCGUUUAGUCGACAAAAUAACUCCGAUUAUCAUUGAAUCGAGUUAUUGGGCGACAGUCGACGCCAUUCCCAAGUUAUCCAUCGAAAACCUGCUGACUAUCGACACAAACCUUUUGGUUUCCUUUCAUUUCUAUGAACCCAUGCUUUUGACUCAAAGACAGAGAAACAAAAAUCGUUUCGCAUAUCCCUCACAAGUACCUGAUUAUGAAAACAGCAAAUAUCCACAAAUGAUUGAAAUCAAUGACAAUUAUAUUGCGAAUAAAUUUUUAACAGCCAUUCAAUGGUCACAAAAGUUUAAAAUUAAACUACUUUUGGGUGAGUUUGGUAUCAGUCGAGAUGUAUUGGGAGCUGACCUGUAUUUGCAUUGUAUAAUGAAUUUAUGCAAAACACAUGCCAUCUCAGCAUUUAUAUACAGCUUUAGAGAUGAGGACUGGGAUUCAAUGGACUAUGAAUUGGGCGAUAAUAUCUUAAGUGGAAGAGUGAAACAAAAUUUAAAUGAAAAUAUUCUAAUGCAAACUAUUUUAAAAGGCAUUAGU
Messenger RNA from Oppiella nova, 1296 nucleotides. Lineage: Eukaryota; Metazoa; Arthropoda; Arachnida; Sarcoptiformes; Oppiidae. The record is from the annotation of a GenBank genome assembly.